This is a messenger RNA of Amphibalanus amphitrite, 717 nucleotides long. RefSeq lists its product as uncharacterized. Bases 166 to 717 code for a protein of 183 amino acids. The transcript has 3 exons. NCBI's taxonomy places the organism in Eukaryota, Metazoa, Arthropoda, Thecostraca, Balanomorpha, Balanidae. The record is from RefSeq and is a predicted model, not a curated record.
GUGAGUUACCAUCAUGGACCACGACCUCAACUUGGUACGAAGAACAAUCAACCAAACGCAGUCCGUUCACAGAGCACAUCACAUAUCGCAUCACCUGACGGUCCCGACCUCAGCGUUCAACUCAAUCCGUGGCUCAUAUCUCAGCUCAGACGGAAUCUAAGUUCCAUGGUAAACUACAAUCGCCGAGAGCCGACCACUGAAGGCCUAAUGACCACGUCGAACGUCCCUCCGCAUCUCAUCAACUGGAACCAGCCGGGAUCGGUGGGUGCCCCCGGAGACCUCGAGCAGCUUCUCGGCGCGGACUCAGCCAGCGUCUCGGCGUUGCUGGCUGAUCAGACCAAAGAAGGGCUAACUGAUGUCAUCCGGGCACUCACACAGUACCAUCUGAUCAGGGGCUCGGUUCCAUACAGCGGUGAAGUAAUCCCCGGCCCAGUGCGCCUCGACCAAUGCCAGGAGGCGUGCUCCAGGGCAGAUGCACUCGACUCCGAACCUCCAGGCGUGGUGGAGGGAGGCUUCAAGGCGACCGUCACCAUCUUGCUGUGGGCCAUCCUGGCGGUCGGCGCCGCCUGGGUGGGGCCGGCCGCCGUGGGAGGCAGGUUCUUCGCCACGCGCUCAGAGCCAGCGUGUGGCCUCCUGGCCGGCGUCAUUGGUCUAGGCUCGUGCGGUCAACUGGAGGACGUGUACCAGCGUCUGGUCACAGGUGAGGGAUUCACGUGA